AUGAUAAUUAUUAGACUAUUUAAAACACGUUUCUUGUAAACAAAUCAUUUAUAUUAAAUAUCGAAAGUGAUGUAAUAAAAGGAAUUCGAAGAGACCAUAGAAGAAGUCAAAACCAUAAAGGCUAUCACCCCAAAGGUAGAGAAAUCAAAAAGGAUCGUGAGACCUUAAUUUGAGGCAAACCCAGAGUUGUUCUACCCAACCAAGGUUUUCGAUAAAUUUGGGUUUAGUAGAUGCAAAUGUCCAAAAUGUGGAGCAUAUUUUUGGAGACACACAGAUAAGAAGACCACUUGUGGAGAUUCAAAUUGUGAAGGGAAAUACUCCUUCAUUGGUGUAGGUACAGGUAAAGGGGCAAAAGGAAAUAAAAUAACAUAUGCCGAUGCUUGGAAUGGAUUCAAGAAAUCUUUAACAAGUGCUAGAGUACCAUGCACAGCAAUUGAUAGAUAUCCAGUGGUGGCAAGAUGGAGAAAUGAUGUUGAUUAUGUAGCAGCAGGAAUCUAUUGUUUCUAACCAUUUUGUGUAACAGGUGAGAUGGAUCCACCAGCAAAUCCUUUGAUUUGUCCAUAAUUUUGUGUGAGAUUCAAUGAUCUCGACAAUAUUGGUUUAACAGGAAGACAUUAUUCAGGAUUUAUCAUGCUUGGUAUAUAGACAUUCAAUUAUCCUGACAAAUAUGUGUUCUUUAAGGAGGAAUGUGUAGAAUUCAACUAUAGAUGGUUGACUGAAGAGUUAGAAAUCAAUCCAGAUGAUAUUACAUUCAUUGAAGAUGUUUGGGCAGGAGGUGGAAACUUGGGUCCAUCAGUAGAAUACUUCGUCAAUGGAUUGGAAGUAGGAAACAUGGUGUUUAUGCAAUACAAAUAUUUCCAUGAUGGAUCAUACGAAGAAUUACCAAUUAAAAUCAUAGAUACAGGAAUUGGAUUGGAACUUACCUUCGAUGUCUUUGCUGGGGCAUUUGCAUUCUUGGCAUAAAAGUUAUAAGUUGAAUAUUCAAACGAUGUUUGGAAAGCAUUUGGACCAUACAGUUGUCUAUUGAAUGUUGAUGAAGUAGAAAAUGUUGAUAAGACUUGGGAAUUCAUUUCAUCAUAAAUUGGAUAUGAUGUCUAAACUAUUAAGAAGGAAAUCGAACAAUUGAAGGAUAUGUAUAUCAUUUUGGAUCAUACACGUACUGUCAUGAUGGUAGUAACUGAUGGAUCAUUACCAUCAAAUGUUGGUGGUGGUUCCAAUAUUAGAAAUAUCAUCAGAAGAGUAUUUGCAGUGUUGAAGAAGAAUAAUUGGUGGGAUAAAUUAGGAAUGGAUGGAUUAUUGUAAUUAUUUUAAGAACACAAGAACGACUUGGCUAAACUUUAUGGUCCAUUUGGAGAAUAUAAGAGUUUUGAUUAAAUUAUCAAAUAAGAAUAUGAAAGAUGGGCUAAAACAGAUGAUGAUAAAAAAGUUAAAUUAGAAAAAUUAUUGAAAUAAAAGAAUAAUCAAUUAAGUAUUGAUGAUUGGAUCUUUGCUAUGAGUACUCAUGGAAUACCAGCUGAUACUAUUAGUCAAAUUAGUAAAUUGCCAAUCCCUGGUAAUUUAUAUGCUGAAUUGGCAGAUAGAGCAGCCAGAAUUACUAAAGCACCUGAAGCUAUUCUUUAUAACACAGUUCAUUUACAAGAAACUACUAAUUUAUAUUAUCAAACACCAAAAGAUGGCAAAUUCUAAGCUAAAAUUGUUACUAUAUUCAGUAAUGUUUAACAAUAGAAUCUUCCUAACAUUGUGAUUUUGAAUCAAUCUGCCUUUUAUCCAUUUGGUGGUGGUUAAGAUUUUGAUUAAGGUUGGUUAACUAUUUAAGGAGAGAGACAUUAUGUUAACAACGUAUAAAAAGUUGGCAAGGUUGUAUUACAUAUCCUAGAAAAACCAUUACCAAAUGCAGUUGAUACAUAUGUUGGUUAAGAUGUUUUAGCUGAAAUCGAUUUAGAAAGAAGAUCAAUUUUGAGAAAUCAUCACACAGCUACUCAUAUUGUAUUUGCAGCAUGCAGAAGAGUACUUGGUCCUCAUGUUUGGUAGAAUGGUGCUCAUAAGAGUGUUCACAAUGCACAUCUUGAUAUUACUCACUUUGCACCAUUGUCAAAGGAAUAAGAAUAAGCCAUUGAGAAUGAAGUCAAUAAAAUCAUCUUAUCUGCAAAACAAAUCAAUAAAGGAUUUAUGAAUAAAGCAGAUGCUGAAAAAGAAUAUGGAUUCAGAUUAUAUCAAGGUGGUAUUGUACCAGGAAAUGAAUUAAGAGUUGUAAAUAUCGAUGGAAUAGAUGUUGAAGCUUGUUGUGGUACCCAUUGUGACAGCACAUCAGAAGUAGGAUGGGUGAGAAUUCUUAAGACUUAGAAAUUACAAGAUGGUGUUGUUAGACUCUAUUAUGUUGCUGGAGUGAAGACCAUUGAAGUGUUAAAUUCAGAGGGAGAGAUGAUCAAUUCAUUGGUCAAGUUAUGGUCAAUUUCUAAGACUCAAUUGGUUGAAGAAGGCAGCAAGAUUUUCUAAGAGAAGAAACAUUAUGAAUCUGCAUAUAACUAACUCAAGGCUGAAUUGAUCAAGUCAUAAUUGAAAUAUGUUAUUGAUGGUCCAAAUCAAAGAACAUUCAUUCAAUCAACUGAACCAAAUCCAACUGCUUAUUUCAGUGAAAUUGGAAAGUACAUCCAAUAACUCAAGGAUGCCAAGAAGGGUCUGUUGUUUGUUGCAGACAGUUUCAUCUAUGGAGCCUUUGGUGAGAACAAUUUCAAUGUAGAGGAAUUGAGCAAGCAAAUUGAGGAGGAAGGAUAACAAUUGAAAGUGAAUAAGCAGAAUAAGAUUAGUGUUAAAGAUGGAAAGAAAACUAUCCAAGUGAAUGAUGUGUUAACAUUCUCCGUCUUAGGUAAAUUCAACAAGAAUAAAGCAACAAAAUAUCUUAAAGAGCAAGGUUUUGCUUAAUUUUGAGAUAAUAUAUAUAAAGAAAGAUAAAUAUAAUCUAACAUAAUUUUAUUCAAA
Paramecium tetraurelia is the source of this 2979-nucleotide messenger RNA. RefSeq lists its product as uncharacterized. The record is from RefSeq and is a predicted model, not a curated record. Gene Ontology annotation, molecular function: nucleic acid binding; ATP binding; amino acid binding. The transcript has 6 exons. Gene Ontology annotation, biological process: tRNA modification; alanyl-tRNA aminoacylation. Lineage: Eukaryota; Ciliophora; Oligohymenophorea; Peniculida; Parameciidae. Gene Ontology annotation, cellular component: cytoplasm; mitochondrion.